ACACUUGUCUCUCCUGGAACGAGACUCAACUGAUAACAAUAAACCAUACUCUCUUGCGAUCCUCUCAAGACGCUAUAUUUGAGCGCCCUGCACUCAUGUCCCAAUCAGUCAAUUGUUGAUAAUUGAACUGAACGGAUGCACGAGCCGUAAACGAUCAUGCAAUUGUCCGCACUGGUACUGACUUUCCUCACCGGAACGAUUUCGUCUACGCAUGGCGAAGCUACCUUCAGUUCGCACAUCUUCAAGUACGUGAAGACUAAAACUUCUCCGGAGGUUCAGCAAACGGCCACCGCAGAACUGAUCAGUCGGAUCGUCCCAGAACGUGCGAGCCAGUUCAAGGUCACGGUCGAUAGUGCGCUGAAACCGAACUCGUUCAAGAUAACAAAAACUUCGGACUCCAGCGUUGUUGUCAUUGUUGGAUCUAGUGGUGUAGCAGCGUCUAAAGGGUUCUACCACUACCUAAAGUACUACUGCGGCUGUCACGUUUCAUGGGAUGGCGAUCAACUUGAUCUUCCAGACGAUCUACCCAACGUAAAUGUUACUGUGGAAGCUCCGAGCAGCAUCGUAUACUACCAGAACGUGUGCACUUGGUCGUACUCGUUCAGCUGGUGGACCUGGAUGGAAUGGCGACGCCACAUCGACUGGAUGGCUCUGCAAGGGAUCACACUGAGUUUGGCCCCAUUUCAGGAAGAUUUGUGGACGGAAGUGUUCAGCGAGUACAACCUAACACAGCAUGACAUUGAUGAACACCUGUCUGGACCCGGGUUCUUCGCGUGGCAACGUAUGGGCAACAUCCGCGGUUGGGGUGGUCCUCUAACGGAAAGCUUCAAAACGUUUGCGUCCGAUCUACAGACCAAGGUGGUGCAGGAGAUGCGACGAUUCGGAAUGAUCUUAGCAUUGCCAGCAUUUGCCGGACAUCUCCCAGUUCAGUUCAAAGCGAUGUUCCCGCAAGCGAAACUCAAUCCGGUGGAAGUGUGGAACGGAUUCCCUGCCCAGUACGCCAGUCCACUGUUCCUGGACCCCGUCGAUCCACUGUUUCAAAAGAUCGGAUCAAAGUUUGUCGCCAAAGCGAUCGCACGCUACGGAACCGACCACAUCUACUUCAGCGACCCGUUCAACGAGAUUCAGCCGCGAUCGGAGAGUGCUCGUUACUUGGCAAGUGCAGCGGCCGGGAUCUACCAGGCCAUGGUGGACGUUGAUCCGUUGGCGGUUUGGCUACUUCAGGGGUGGAUGCUCGUGAAGAAUCCCUUCUGGAGCGAUCGAGCGAUCAAGGCUUUCUUUACAGCGGUACCAAACGGGAGGAUGUUGGUACUGGACUUGCAGUCGGAACAAUUUCCGCAGUACGUGCGGACUCAGUCGUACUACGGUCAACCGUUCAUUUGGUGCAUGCUCAGUAACUUUGGUGGAACGUUGGGAAUGCUGGGAUCGGUAGAUUUAGUGUUCGAGAGGAUCCGAGAGACAAGAUCGAACGAAAGCAUGACCAUGAUCGGGACCGGGAUCACCCCUGAGGGUAUUCAACAGAACUACGGAUUGUAUGAGUUUGCUCUGGAGAUGGGAUGGAAUCCGGACAUCAGUGACGUUGAUGGUUGGUUUAAGAGGUAUGCACUGGUGAGGUAUGGGAAUGAUGACAAACGACUGCAGGAUGCUUGGAGUAUCUUUCGAUCAACGGUGUACUCUUUCAAAGGCGUGGAAAUGAUGCGUGGGAAGUACACGUUCAAUAGGAGGCCAAGCUUAAAGUUGCAACCUUGGGUUUGGUACAACGAGACUCGCUUCAAUGAAGGCGUAGAGCUGCUACUCGCAGUCAACGGAAUGAACGAGCUCUUCAAACACGAUGUUAUUGAUCUAACCCGCCAGUUCCUUCAAAAUACCGCUGACAAACUCUACCUCACCAUCAUGGAUACCUACACCCUGAAGAACGCCGCAGCCCUCAGGCACUACUCCAACCUGUUCAAAGAGCUACUCCAAAACAUCGACCGGCUCUUAGCGACAAACAAUCAUUUCCUACUAGGCCGCUGGCUAGAAUCCGCCAAAUCCCUCGCAACAACCAGCCUAGAACGUCAAAAGUACGAGUACAACGCCCGUAACCAAAUAACCCUCUGGGGACCUCAGGGUCAAAUCGUGGACUACGCCAACAAGCAGUGGUCCGGAGUAGUCAAAGACUUCUUCCUGCCUCGGUGGAGUUUGUUCCUGCAGGAGAUGGAACUUGCGCUGGCCACCAACGGGACGAUCAACGAAACCAAAGUAAGGGACAAAAUAUUCCGCAAGGUCGAGCUACCGUUCAAUACGGACCGUAAAAAGUAUCCCGUUGAGGCGAGCGGUGAGGAUGCGCUGGAGUUGGCUCGGGAGUUGUACCAGAUUUGGAGCGAACGUAGCCGCGAGAUGAAGAAGCUGCCGAGGGAGGUUUUGAAGACUAGGAAGAAGGGGCGGAAGGCAUUCGUUUAG
Molecule: messenger RNA, 2442 nt
Organism: Culex quinquefasciatus (southern house mosquito)
Lineage: Eukaryota; Metazoa; Arthropoda; Insecta; Diptera; Culicidae
Gene: Naglu
Product: alpha-N-acetylglucosaminidase
Exons: 3
Coding region: 157-2442 (761 amino acids)
Source: RefSeq, a predicted model, not a curated record